Molecule: messenger RNA, 2958 nt
Organism: Mesorhabditis belari
Lineage: Eukaryota; Metazoa; Nematoda; Chromadorea; Rhabditida; Rhabditidae
Source: the annotation of a GenBank genome assembly
AUGGAAACAAGACGUCGCUCAGCACGGUUGCAAGGAGCUCAACAAAAACUUUCGAAGGAUGACGACUCUCCUAAAGAGAACCCGAAGAAAGUGACGUCUGCAGUUGCAAAAAAAAGGAAAUCUACACAAGUGACUGGGAAAUCGAUUUCCGAACCUCUCCAGACCAUCAAUAAGGUCGAAAAUGAAGGUGCUUCGCCCCCCAAACGUCCAAGAAAAGUCCAAGAACCGUCGUCAAGUCAAGCGGCACUAAAAGAACUGAUAGAAAUGAAACAUUUCGCAAACACUUCUGACUCGGAGGAAGAAAUCCCCGAAGGGAAAAAGAAUGUUAAACGUAAUAAGGCGACAGGUGACGCGAAAAACACCAAUUCUCACGAGUCGAAAUCUACAAAAAAGAGACUUGAGACAAGAUCUGAGGUACUUCAAUCUCCACAAGCAAAACCUUCUACGGCAAGGCCGCGGAGGAGAACUGCACAAGUAACCAAGAAAUACAUUGCGAAUGAUGGUUCGGAAGAAAGUGAUUUAUCAAGCGUUGAAAGCGUAAGCUGUAGCUCGUUUGAGGAAACAUCAAUUAAGCUCAAAAACAAAGGAAUGAAGCAAGUUUCAACUAAACCGUCCAGUAGCUCUUCUGAUAGCCUUCCUGACAGUAACAUCAGUGAUGAAGAAGUUGAGGCAAAGAGGAAGGGCAAAAACAAGAAAACGACGGUCAGAAGGCGUGCGGCACUUAUUGAUUACCGUGCAGAGGAUGACGGUGAUACAAAAGAUGAUGAUGGAGAAACAAAGAAGCAGCGUCCUGAAAGGUGCUUCAUGUCUAAGAGAUGGAAAGCCUGGCACACAGAUCCAGAGCACAAACCUUCGGGAGACAUUGCUGAAGAACCGGCUGUUCGUAAUGCGGGGGAAAACACCAUUGUUGCUGGAGAUAGAAACGAUUCAAAGGAACAACCAAAAUGGGUUACCGAUUGUUUAAGCAUUGCUGCUUCCUUGGCUAGACAUCGCACUGAAGAGGUUACUUUGGAUGAAACAGCUCAUAUAAUGUAUAUUUUGAAGAUGAGAGAAAAAGAACAAACUUUGGGCGAGAUUGCUUCGGACAUUCAAAGCAACAAAGGAGAUUUUCUAAAGAAAGGAACUAUAGCGGAUUAUCACUCUUCAAGUGAAGACGAGUGGGAAGAAAUGGAAGCUGUCGAAGAAAAGCCGGAGACAUCCACAAACAAAAAGCUUGAAAUCACCCUCGACAAGAAAAAGGUUGAAAUCGAUUGGUCAGUCAAAUGGCUCCGUCAGGAGAUUAACAAAUGUGUCAGGGCCAAAUAUGAGAAUGCCCACAAGCUUCACAUUCUUUUCUGGAUUAGCUACUUGCAUCGUUACGUAAAGCGAGCGCUUGAUGAAAAUCUUGCGACAUCAUUGGCACUUUCUCAAAUACCAUCUGGAUACGCCAAACUUGUUGAUAAUUCUAAGCCGCCGAUGGAGAGCCUCAAAAAGUUUGCCAAAUGGAUUCAUUCUGCUUUCAAGCAGGAUUCAAACUUCACGGCUUCCAUGGAAGAGUGGGGUUGCCGCUUUCAAGAAACAGCAGAUUCCGCUACUUCAAUCAGAGAGAAAUCUUUUGCUAAUGAUAUACAGCGAGCGAUUGCUUAUCUUGUUUGUUUUCGAGCUCUAAAUUUAUCAGUUCGUCUUGUUGCCAACUGUCAAGUAUUAGCUCGCAAGAAGGAAGUGGACGAAAAUGUGCCCAAGAAAGGCACAAAAAUAAAAGGAAAGAACGCAAAAAGCAAAAGAGUAUUGGCAUCGCCGAAGGUCGACGACGAGCUUGCUUUAGACUCGAAGAGGAAUUUUUGGAUUGAAUGGUGGUCUAUCGAAGAAAAACGUUGGAUUUGUAUCGAUCCGUUGACGGGUGAAGCCGACAUUGCAAAUGAGUUUGAGCCUAAUUUGACAUCACCGGCUGUUUAUAUUUUCGCUUGUGAUCAGAAAGGUUGUAUGCGUGAUGUUGGAGCACGUUAUCUUUCGACGUUUGGUACACCAAUCUAUCGCCGACAACGUGCAGAACAGUCUUGGCUCAAUAAAGUUUUCAAUAGCAAGAUUAUUCUUGCGGAUAAAUCUCAGGCGCAGUUAGAAAAUAUGUGUUUCCAAAAUGAUCUCGCUUCUCGACCAUUGCCAAAAACAGUAGCAGAUUACAAAGACCAUCCAUUGUACGUUCUUGAAAAGGAUCUUCUGAAAUUUCAAGGGAUGUAUCCUCCACCUUCAAAACAAAAGCCGAUUGGUGAAAUACGUGGCCAGAAAAUUUAUCCACGAUCGACAGUCUAUCACCUUCAAGGAGACUUAAAUUGGGUCAAGAUAGCAAGAUCAGUAAAGGAAAAUGAGAAACCAUAUAAAGUUGUCAAAGCUCGUCCAAAUAUGCGUGUGCCUGCAGAGAAGAGAGGCGAGCCAAAAGAUCUACCACUUUAUGGCUUUUGGCAGACUGAACCGUAUCGAGUCCCAAUUGUAACUAAUGGUGUCAUUCCACGAAAUCAAUACGGUAAUAUUUAUGUAUACCAGGACUCAAUGGUACCUAAAGAAUGUGUUCAUUUGAAAUUGCCAGGAAUUGUGGGCUUGUGCAGGCGUUUAAACAAGGAACAUGUGGCUGCUGUUGUUGGUUGGGAUUUUCAUGUUUCUGCAAAUCAUCCUGUGAUCGAAGGAGCUGUUGUAUUGGAAAGAGACGUUGAAGAAUUAAUUGCCGAAUGGGAGGCGGCCGAAAAUCGACGCAAGGAGCGAGAAAGAAAACGUCGAGAGGGGAAAGUCUUAUCCAAUUGGCGUAUCCUGAUUAAAGGCAUACUUCGACUGCAUCAUAUGCGUUAUAUUUUUGGCGAAAAACCUCAAACUGUUGAGAAAGCUAAAGAAGGCGAAGAGGAUCAACUGCCAGACGAGAAAGUUGAAGCCGAGGCUCAAGCUGCUUGGCCGGCUCCAAAAUUCGCAUUGGAACGAAUGGAGAAGAAG